AUGGAGCGUCCCCAAGGUGAUCUGGACCCACCCUAUCCCGAGAGAGUUCUCGAGGUAGGCCGAGUGACUUUGGGAGAAGAGAAACGGAAGAAGAUGACCAACACCUCUUUGAAAAGAAGAGAGAACGCUAAAAUCACCCAAGCUAUCUGUGCGCUCUUAAAUUCGGGAGGGGGCAUCGUUAAAGCAGAGACGGAUGAUAAGACGUACAGCUACCGCCGCCAUGGACUGGGGCAGGAUCUGGAAACUUCUUUUCAAAAGCUUCUUCCUUCAGGCUCACAGAAAUACCUUGACUACAUGCAGCAGCAACAUCAUCUUCUGAUUUUUGUGAAGUCGUGGAACCCGGAUGCUUUCAGGGUCCCCCUAAGGAUCUGCAGCCUGCAGUCCAAUUUGUAUCAGAGAGACGUGACGUCCGUCAUCAACCUGAGCGCCGGCAGUGCCCUGGAGUUUCUCCGAGAGCAGCAGUGCGGAAGACCAAGAGUGAAGGAGUUACACUCGCAGAGGGCCCCUGACAUGUGCGUUGAGGAAGAAGAAGAUAUGAAGACAUCGGCCUUGGAAUUCUUUACAAAGGACAAGCUCGUGUAUAAGGAGAAACUCAAUUUUACAGAGUCAACCCACAUCGAGUUCAAAAGGUUCACCACCAAAAAGAUUGUGCCUCGGAUGAGAGAAAUGCUGCCUCGUUAUGUUGCUGCCUUUGCCAACACCCAAGGGGGAUACAUCAUCAUUGGGGUGGAUGAUCAAAGCAAAGAAGUGUUUGGCUGUAAGAAGGAGAAAAUAAACCCCGACUUACUAAAAAAAGAAAUCGAAAACUGCAUCGAGAAACUGACCACAUUCCACUUCUGCCCUGAGAAGCCAAAGGUGAAUUUCACGACUAAAAUUUUGAAUGUGUAUCAGCAAGAUGUCCUGUAUGGCUAUGUCUGUGUGGUGCAAGUGGAGCCCUUCUGCUGCGCAGUGUUUGCAGAAGCUCCGGAUUCAUGGAUCCUGAGGGACAAUUCUGUCACGAGGCUGAUGGCCGAGCCCUGGGUAGCUCUGAUGCUGAAUGUUCAGUCAGCUCCUUCCAGCUGGGCCACAGAUGACAGCUCUCGCCUGAUCCCACCAGUACUGUUGGCACCCAGAGCCCGAGGAUGUCCCGUGAAAGUCCUGGAAUUCAAGGAGUCUCUGCAGCAGCGUUCGUUUCCGGUGCCACAGGAAGAGAUACAAUUUAAACCAGAGCCCCUCUGCAAGAAGUUAUUCUCCAGUCACGAGGGCCUGGAGGAAUUAAUGAAGACCCAGCUGCCUCCUUGUUCACAGGGGAUUGUAAUAUUUUCCAGAAGCUGGGCUGGUGAUGUUGGCUUAAAGGAAGAGCAGAAUGUCCUGUGUGACGCGCUUCUGAUAGCAGUGAACAGCCCCCUGGUGCUCUACACGAUCUUACAAGAUUCCGGGUGGGUUGGAGGAUUUGAAUAUGCCCGGAACACGGCUCGUGAGUUAAAGUGGAAGCUGGAAACUGUUGGAGGUUACACAGGGAAACUGUGCAUCAUUCCAAAGCCGAUGCACCUGACCAGAACCCAGUCCACGUCCCGUGAGAAGCCUGUGCACUACCCCCACACCUACCGACUUGUGAAUCGGAAAGAGACGGAAGACUUGCUGCAGGCCCUCGUGGUGGUCUCCUUGGGCUCUCGGUCUUUCCUGAGUGCCCGGCUGGGAUGCGAGUUCCUCGACUUGCUCGUAGAGGAGCAGUGUGAGCUGCUUUCAGAGAGCCUGCAGGAGACCCGGGAACUGUCCGUCCACUGCUUUCCCGGAACCCGGAGAACAGCCCUCGCCGUCAGGAUGAUGGAGAAAAUGAAGAGCUGGUUCCGCUGCACACCACAAGAGAUCCUCUACGUUUGUGAAAGUGACGCCUUAAAGGAUUUUGUGGCCCAACAAACCACCUGCCAAGCAGUGACCAGGAAAACGUUUAUGCGCGGAAAGUUCCCAAUGAUUAAACACAUAGUAGUGGAUGAAACUGAGACUUUUUGCAGUCAGUAUGAUGAUUGGUACACAAAGGCUAAAAAUAUCACCCAUCCGAAGGGGAAGGGGGCUGGGAGUGAAAACCUUCCACGGGGGAUUCUCUGGAUUUUUCUGGACCCUUUCCAAGUCCAUAAUGUAGAUGGCAGCGGCCUUCCCCCGCCAUCAGCUCAGUUUCCUCGGAAAAUUGUCCAGGGGAUCCAUUGUGCCCUGGAAAUAGCCAUGGUCAUGAAAGAGGAAAUGAAGAGGAUCAAAGAAAAUCCUCCUCGCCACAUGUCCGCAGAGGCACCGGCCUUGUUCCAGGAAGCUGCCUACGAGGAAGCAGUGUGUGCCCAGGCUCUGCUGGGGGCGUGCGAGACGGAGACCAACGUGUCAGAAGAACAAAUCGUGAACUCCGUGGCAGAAAGAUGCCAUGGUCUAUUCCAGGGUGGCUACAUGCCCAACGAUAUCGCAAUUCUGUGCAAGACAGAGGAGGAUAGAGAGCGUUAUGAACUUGCGCUGCGAAAAGCAAUGGCAUUAACUGAGAGCGAUGGAGCAGGGACGGUUGGGUUUAAUCGGGCUGCUGAUGUUGGAGGAAGUCACAUGGUGCUAGACAGUCUUCAGAAGUUUUCAGGCCUACAGAGGAACGUUGUGUUUGGCAUUAGUCCAGAAAGCACACUGUCAGAGAGGUUUCACAGGCUCUGCUUUGCCUCCAGAGCCACGAAACACCUCUACCUGUUUUACGAAAAGAGGGGAGCCUUCUGAAAGUCCUGCCGCUGACACAGGACGCGAGAA
Echinops telfairi (small Madagascar hedgehog) is the source of this 2754-nucleotide messenger RNA. RefSeq names its product protein SLFN14 (gene SLFN14). The coding region runs from base 1 to 2724 and encodes 907 amino acids. The record is from RefSeq and is a predicted model, not a curated record. NCBI's taxonomy places the organism in Eukaryota, Metazoa, Chordata, Mammalia, Afrosoricida, Tenrecidae. Gene Ontology annotation, biological process: rRNA catabolic process; dephosphorylation; mRNA catabolic process. Gene Ontology annotation, molecular function: RNA endonuclease activity; phosphatase activity; ribosome binding. The transcript has 4 exons.